AGCAUCGCAACCACCUCCAGAACAAACUACGCGUCACGCCGAUGUUGGGCGUAAUCCCCUCGUAAUACCACGCGAAGAAACCGCCGAAAGUCUGUCGAGACAUUCACGACGGUCGCCACCUCAGGUACGACGUCAAAUUCCUCCUGAUCCAGUGCAGACUGAUCUUCGUCAACAUAUUGAGAGAAACCGAGCUCGUCAAGAAACUUCCGAACUUGAAAUGCUACGACGAAGAAUUGCCGAGUUGGAAAGUCGGCAAAGGAUGCCGGAAGACCCUCCUCGAUGGACCUCAACUUCGGCACAAGCAUAUCUAGAAGCCGACUCCCCCCUUACACCGGAGCUCACUUCGGAACCUGUGCCUGGGAAAGUCAAAGUCCCCCAGAUCGGGCUAUACGAUGGAACUUCAGACCCUGACUCGCACCUCGGUCAUUAUACUUCGUGGAUGGAUCUGCACGGGGCCUCAGACGCACUUCGGUGUCGUAUGUUUUCUCUCACGCUGGGGCCUCGGGCCCAUAAAUGGUACCAUUCUCUUCCUCCUCAUUCAAUUUGGAAGUGGCAAAAAUUGAGGUCGGCUUUCCGAUCUCAUUUCAUCGCGGCUCAAGUCUGUUUAAUUCCAAAAGAAUCUCUUACAAACGUAACUCAAAAAGAUGAUGAAAGUGUCAAGGACUACAUUGCUCGAUUUAACGACCGAGUCCAAAACAUGGAACCUUGUCAUCCUGAAACCCUACUUGUCAUGGCUAUUGCCGGAUUGAAACCGAAUUCGAUUUUCCGCUGGACAUUGUGUCAAAAUAAGCCAAACACUUCUCAAGAAUUUCUUGCUCGAGCUCAGCAACACAUCAUAGCUGAAGAAGCCAUGUCAGUCCCCGAUUAUAACUUUAACCCGAAGUCUUCUAAGGCGGCGACCGAUGAGAAAAAGAAGAAUAAAUUUUUCGAAAAGCAAAGCAAGGCUCAGUUCAGGGGACCUCCCCGAGGAGACCCCAAUGACCCUGAAGUUCGAGCAGCCAGAAAGCAGUAUGCUACCGAUGUGAAGUCCGGCUAUCAAACCGUAUACUCCGCAGGGGCAGCUACCAUAUACGAAGAGAUCAAAGGGAAAGGCAUUUUACCGGAUCCCAAACCACUUCGGAUUCCUAAAGAAAAAUUGGAUAAGUCCCGGUAUUGUGACUAUCAUAAAUCGCCGGGGCACAAUACUGAUGAAUGUUUAAGAUUGUUGGCUGCCCUGUUACGUUUAAUCGGUCAUCCGCAGCUCAAAAAGUUCUACCGCAACACCGACCCCCAGAGACGAGGUCCAGGGCACCAGAUUGAAUCAUAUGAUGAAGAUGACGAGGAGGACCGAUGCGCCAUGCCAAAACGCAUCCGACAAGGAGACAAAGAAGUAUUUAUGUUCACCUCAGAAACGCCCGAUUCAGACUUUGCUGGAACUGCCCGAGGACGUAAACGAGAUCGAUCUCCUGGACCGAUGCAAAUCACAGUCCACCGUGUCAACACCAAUAACUCCCGGAGUAUAUUGUCCCGUCGACAAAUCAAAGCCUCUGCCCGACAAGCGUACAACUCCGGCAAACAGGUGUACACUACAGAUUUGAGAGACAUCCUCAACAAUCGGAACUGUCCCAUAACUUUUAAUAUGGAGGAUGCUAAUCACUUCGCACACCCUCAUUCCGAUGCACUU
This is a messenger RNA of Striga hermonthica, 1663 nucleotides long. The record is from the annotation of a GenBank genome assembly. NCBI's taxonomy places the organism in Eukaryota, Viridiplantae, Streptophyta, Magnoliopsida, Lamiales, Orobanchaceae.